AUGACAACAGAAACUAAUACAGAUAAGAAAGAUAAUGACUCAAUCUAUAAUGAUGCUGAUGGAAAAAUUCAGGAUGAAGAAAAAAAUAUUGAAAAAAAAUUGGAUGAUGACUUUGAAUUGAUCUCAGCU
Molecule: messenger RNA, 129 nt
Organism: Racocetra fulgida
Lineage: Eukaryota; Fungi; Glomeromycota; Glomeromycetes; Diversisporales; Gigasporaceae
Source: the annotation of a GenBank genome assembly